CAGUCACCUGAUGGCUACCACUAGGUAUGGCGCUUUGUCGCAGAUAGAUUCGCAUGUUGGCAAGCAUUUUUGGGCGCAAAACUCGAAGCUCUGGCCGCAAAAAAAACAGAAAUGGAGCUCCUGCAGCUCCGCAAGAAGUUGAGGUCAAAUGCAGCAGGAAGCGGAAACGCCCUGCAGCGGAGUCAUUGGCCCCAAGCAGUGCGCCAAGCCAAAAGUUGCAGCUCCGGAGUACCACAAGUGGCGCAGCUCGAAGACGUCAAGCGAAGGAGAAAGCUGCAGCAACUGGCACUCCCUCCGACAAGGUGGCAGGAUUGGAAGCGGUCAAGGAUAGUUUGACCGAGCCUGCUCCUUCAGCUCCAGCUGUUGAGAUCUUUGGAAAAGACGCUUCUGAGUUCAAGCCAUGGGAUACGUUUGAAUUGGUGCAACAAGGCAGUGCCAAGGCAAAGCUUCCUCAGGUGCUCAUCUCUUACAUGGCCAAGUUCAAAGCGUUCAAGGAGCCAACAGCCAUUCAAGCCUAUUGCUGGCCUUUGGCUUGUGCUGGCCGGCAGGUGGUGGGAAUCUCCAAGACAGGCAGCGGAAAGACCUUGGCAUUCCUUUUGCCUGCCCUGCAGAGGGUCUUGGCCUUCAAGUUUGCAAAGACGCCUUCAUUUGGCCCUUACGCCCUGAUUUUGACUCCAACAAGGGAGCUUGCGCUACAGAUUGCACGAGAUGCAGCUGGUCUUUGCAAGGCCACAGGCAUCAAAAUGGCAUGCUUGUAUGGUGGAACCUCGAAAGGUGAUCAGAUCAAGUCACUACACUUUGGUGUUGACCAACUUAUUUGUACUCCUGGCCGUUUGGACGAUCUGGUGAGCAAGCCCGACAAAUUCACUGGCCAGUCCAUCCUUUCGCUGUCCAUGGUGCACUAUGUGGUCCUGGACGAGGCUGAUUGCAUGUUGGACUUGGGCUUUGAGCCACAGGUCAGGAGGCUGUUGCAGCAUGUCGCAGAGCAAAGGCAGAUUUUGUGUUUCAGUGCUACCUGGCCCAAGAAGGUACAGGCGCUCACAAAGGAAUUACUCCCAGACGCCAUUCACAUCAAGGUCGGAGCAUCUGACGGAAUCUCUGGAAAUCGAGAUGUUGAGCAGCAUGUGAGGCUUUUGACGGGUGAUCGCUUCCAAGAGCUGAAGACGAUCUUGCAGAGCCACCCGAACCAGGCGUGCAUCAUUUUUUGUGCCUUGAAGAAGACCGCAGCAUCCCUCAACCGCUGGCUGCGUGAGGAGUCAUUCGCCAGUGGUGCCAUUCAUGGGAAUUUGAUGCAGCAAGAGCGAAUAGAGGUUAUGGAGCAAUUCCGAAAGGAAGAGCUGAAGAUUCUGGUCGCUACUGAUGUGGCAGCUCGCGGCCUUGAUCUCAAACGUAUUUUGGUCGUGGUGAACUAUGAAUCGCCUGUUGUAUGCUUAGUUCACUGAAUUUGAUGCAGCGUUUCGCUGCUGUACCCGCAAUUCACCAGCUCUCGAAAUGCAACGAAGUCCGACCACUUUGAAGCCAAACUGUGCCGUGCUCACAAACUGUACGAUUCCACUAGUUCACGUGGACCAGAGCCAUUUUAGCUAUCACAAAUAGUGACAUUCUGAUUGUUGUGCGGCUUGUACAGGAUUCUACAAUGCUUUGAAUAAGUCGAAGAAAGGGCAAGAACAAAUAGCCCUCGGUGAGACCAAACACCUUUUCUUCUUCCUUUUAGAGACAUCUUUUGCUGAAAAGAGCGUGUUUGUCCUAGAGGUCUCGUUGGAUGCCCAUGUGCAUCGAGUUGGCCGCACCGGGCGUGCUGGGCAGCGUGGUCAUGCUUAUUCUUUGCUUGAGCCGGAGGAUGUUCAGUAUGCGCGAAUGCUGUCAGAGUCUUUCCGCAGCGCUGGGCAGGCUGUCCCUGGCUUUGUCGCAAACUUGGCCGCACGGCCUUUGCUGCUCAGUUGAGACCGUCCGAAUGUGUCGAACAUAGUGCGUCAACGUGUUGAGCUGAUCUUAGAGCCCCGACAGAGUGUUUCUUUAUGCAUCGCUGCAUUUGCAGGCAUUGGAGUUGGUCACCCGCAUAUAAAGUAAAUCUAAAGUGUUUGUUGCAUACUCAUUGCAUGUCUUUGCGUGUAACAGCGGUAGUUAGCACAACGAACACGGGUUUACCUUAGCAUCCAAAACCAUUGAUCGGGUCCCACAGCUUCAAUUACUGCGGGGUUUCACAAGGUCGCCAACACUCGAGAAGAUCA
Messenger RNA from Durusdinium trenchii, 2231 nucleotides. Lineage: Eukaryota; Dinophyceae; Suessiales; Symbiodiniaceae. The record is from the annotation of a GenBank genome assembly.